Oncorhynchus kisutch (coho salmon) is the source of this 7441-nucleotide messenger RNA. RefSeq names its product GRB10-interacting GYF protein 1. Gene Ontology annotation, molecular function: protein binding. The record is from RefSeq and is a predicted model, not a curated record. NCBI's taxonomy places the organism in Eukaryota, Metazoa, Chordata, Actinopteri, Salmoniformes, Salmonidae. Gene Ontology annotation, cellular component: cytosol. Gene Ontology annotation, biological process: insulin-like growth factor receptor signaling pathway. The coding region runs from base 729 to 3920 and encodes 1063 amino acids. The transcript has 25 exons.
UUUUUCUAAAACACAAACAAGAAGAGAAAGCGAGUUGUGAAAAUAUUCGCAGCGAAUGUUGGUCAGAGGAAAGUAUAGCUAAUUAAUCAAACGUUCAACAAAUAGUUGAAAGGAAGUAACAUUAAGAUAUACAGAUCGUUGCGAAAUACACGUAUAUGUUAACUGGAUUUAACUAGCUACAUUUCAAUUUCGUAAAAUUUGCAGCUACCAGCUAGCUAGGUUGUAGCUGGCUAGCUGGCUACUUGGCUGGCUAGCUAGUGCGACCAGCUUUCAACGAAAGGUGUUUGGAGGAAAGGGAAGGUUAAUAGACCCUGAGGAAAUAACCAAGCAGUAGGACAGUGAGAACUGGAAGGAAUAAUACAUGCCGGUGAAGAUGACACUUGUCUCUCCCUGUGCAGCCGCUGUUCUUCACAAUAUUGCUUCAUAGUCAUUAUUAUGAUCAACUUCAAUGUUGAUGUAAUUACUGGUGCUCUUUGUCCAUGAAAAUUUAGUUUUCGUUUAUUUUUGAUAGCUGUCACGUUUGGCCUCCUCCGUCACCUCACCCAACUCCUUUCCCUGAGCUUGGCAGCUAUUUGCUCAGCAUAUCAGAUUUGUGUGGUCUGAACAAUCCCACUCUAAACCACUGCACACUGAAGAACCAAGUAGCCUUUAACUCCCUCAUCGAAUCUGGACAAAACUGGUCCAGUCCUCUGGACAAGAAGCCUUGAGCUCCAGUUGAAGAGAGGAGUAUGACUGCUGAAACACUUAACUUCGGCCCAGAAUGUUGUCUAGGGGAAGAUAAUGGGCGAUGCAUAUCCAACCUAAACUUGAGGCUCCGUGCACUAUCCAGAGGGGGGAGUGUGACGUCCCCCCCUCCUUCUCCAGCCAUGCCAAAGUCCAAGCUGGCUGAUUACCGCUAUGGCCGCGAGGAGAUGCUAGCACUUUAUAUAAAAGAUAACAAGCCCCCAGAGGACAUGCAGGAUAAGGAGUUUGCUGCUAUCAUGCAGGAUGAGCCUGUGCAGCCUUUGGCCCUGGAGCCUCUAACUGAGGAGGAGCAGAGAAACUUCUCCAUGUCUGUGAACAGUGUGGCUGUGCUGAGGCUGAUGGGAAAGGGAGGCGGGGCUGCCCCUGUAGGCGUGUCUAGGGGCCGUGGAGGAUGCAUCAGAGGAGGUAGAGGGAGAGGGAGAGGUGAAGGUGCGUUCUACCAAAGAGUUCCUGGAGGUCCUGAUGAAGGAGAGGUGGGCUUCGGUCGUGGCCGGGAAAUGCUCCGCAGCCAAAGCUGGGAUGACCGAGCUGAGAGGCCAAGGUUUGAGAAGCCAAUCAGGUGUGCUGAAGUAGUGCGUCCAGGGUUCGAAGAGGCGGGGCCUCCGGGUAGGAAGGACUCCUGGCGUGCUGACAGCGACAACUGGCGUACCCUCCGAGAGGAGGAGGAAGAGGCAGCAGCAGCAGGAGGAGAGCAGCCGGCUUGGAGAGUUGCAGGAUCCCGCCGGGAUGAUGGAGGUCCUCGUUCUGCAGGCUGGCGUGAUCGUGGCGGCCGGAGGAAGUUUGAGUUUGAAUUCCGUGACGGCGAGGGCCCCCGCAGGGAAUCCGACAGGGACGGCCUUCCUGAGUGGUGCACCGACGAGGAGGAUGGAGAGAUGGGAACCUUUGACUCCUCUGGGGCCUUCAUGUGCAUCAAGCAGAAAGACUGUAAGGACACCAUCACUGAAGAGGAUCUGGAGUUUGAAGCUCUGGAGGAAGAGGAGGAGAAUGAUCAGGGAGGCAAGGACAACAACGCUGACAGAGAAGACCUCUUGUCCUUCUACUCCUUUCGUCUAGAUGAAUGUGAAGCAGCAGGUGAGGGAGAAGAUGAGUACAAGACUCCUUCUCCUCCUGCCAUCUCUGGCUCUCCACCCUCAGACCCUCUUCCUGCUCCCUGUGCCACACAGGCACCCAUCUCCCAUCCCACCAAAACAAACUAUGUGCCCGCUGAAGGCUGCCCACUUCCAGGGAGUGGUGCCCAGCUCAGCCCAGACCCCCCCUCCACCACCACUUCCAGCCUGAUUCCUCCUCCCUCCGGAUCUCUCCUCCCCUCAACAGGGGGAGAAGCAGAGGAGGACGAGGGCAUGAAGCACCUGCAACAGGAGGCUGAAAAGAUGGUGGCCUCACUGCAGGACACGUCCCUUGAGGAGGAGUGUUUCACUCAAGCACUACAGGAGAGCCACACAAUCACCUCUCACUCUCACACACACCCAGCCCCACACUCUCACACACACGCCGCUGGACACACACACUCGACCCAUAGGGACUGUGCCCUGCCCCUCUCCCACGAGGCAGCCAUGAAGUGGUUCUACAAGGAUCCCCAGGGAGAGGUCCAAGGUCCUUUCUCCACGGUGGAGAUGUGUGAGUGGUUCCAGGCCGGCUACUUCACCAUGACCCUGCUGGUAAAGAGGGGUUGUGAUGAGGGCUUCCAACCCCUGGGUGACGUCAUCAAAAUGUGGGGCCGUGUGCCCUUCUCCCCCGGCCCCUCCCCCCCGCCCCUCCUGGGCAAUAUGGACCAGGAGCUGCUUAAGAAACAUUUGGAGCAGGCAGCCACUGCAGCUCUAUACCAGCAACUACAGAUGCGGUUCCAGCACAUGAACAGGUACACACACACACACACACACACACACACACACACACACAAUUUAUGUGAGUGUACUAAUGUGUGUAUUUGCAGGAGUGGAGAUUCUAGCAUGAUGCCCUCGAUGAACAGGUCCAUGUCAGUACCUGAUAAUGGGUCCAUGUGGGACAUGCAUACCUCGGCCUCCCAGCAGUCAGGUGGUGAGGCCAACCUAUGGGACUUAACCAUGAGUCAUUCCACUCAGGGGCCAUCUCUGGAGCAGCUACAGAAGCUCCAGGACCGGCGUGAGGCUGAACUCAGGGCCAAGCGAGAGGAGGAGGAGCGCAAGCGGCAGGUUGAGAAGAGGAGGCAGCAGGAGGAACAGAAGAGGCGUGAUGAGGAGGAGCUGUACAGGCGUAAGCAGCAGUGUCGGCAGCAGCAGGAGCUGAUCAUGAAGCUGCUACAGCAGGCCCAGCCCGGGGCACCAGGGUGUGUCUCUGGGUCAGGGUGGAGCGGCUCCCAGGCCUCAGCCCUCUCCAAACAAGGCAAGAGCCUCGGCCUGCUGGAGCUGGAGACCGAAAGGCUGCUCAAACAGCAGGCCCAGCACCAGAGGGCCCAGCAUCAGAGAGACAGGCAUGGAGGCUUGUCUAUGGGCCAGUGGGGUGAGGGGUCUGUGGGCAUGUGGUCUGGUGGGGGCAUGGAGCCCAAAGGCAGCUCUGGAGGGAUGGGUGUCUGGGAGGAGGCUGUGAAGAACCAAAACAGCCUCCGCAAUAUGGGCAUGAAGAACAGCCGCAGCAGCCCAUCUCUCAGUGAGCAGUACAUGCUGAGGAAGAAGCGUACAGAGGAGGAGGACAAGCUGCUGAAACUGCUGCAGGGCAUGAAGCCCCAGGAUGGCUUCACCACCUGGUGUGAACAGAUGCUACACGCACUCAACACCUCCGCUAACAACUCCUCCUCCUCACUGGACGUGGCAACCAUCGUGGCCUACCUGAAGGAGGUGGAGUCUCCCUACGAGGUCCAUGACUUUAUCCGCUCCUACCUGGGCGACACCAUGGAAGCCAAAGAGUUCGCCAAGCAGUUCCUGGAGCGCCGAGCCAAACAGAAAGCCAACCACCAGAGACAACAACAGCAGCAACAACAGCUAUCAAAGGAAGUUUCAGGGCUGUCCAACUUUCCUAUCCAGUCCAUGUUCCAGGCAGCCCAGAUGGGAAAGGGAGGAAUGUAUGACAGUCAGGCUGCAAAGAUGAAGAAGAAACAGACCAUGAUGCUUCACUCUGACCCUAGCAUCUUAGGAUAUUCAUUCCUGAGCGCUGGGGACAGGAUGAACCUGGGUGAGAUGGAAACAGUGGAGGAUUAUUGAUCCACAGCAUCUACCUGAAUCCACCUGAGGCCUUACACCUGGAUUAAAACACACACUGACACACACACAAACACUCACCUACACCCACACAGACAAUGAUGAAUGUGCACUGCUGAGCUACUUUGCCCCCUCAUAGAUGAGGACUUGGAAAAGUAGUGUUUUCUCUCUCAUCUCUGUGUGUGUGGGGGGAGGGGGGGUGCAGAGGAGUACCCUCCUGCACUUCUUACAGUUAAGCACCUUAAACUAAUGCACUUUAUCACGAGGUUUCAAUAUUUGAAAUGAAGUUUUGCCAGUUUGUUUUCUUGUUUUUAGGAUGCAAAAUGUGCAUAUUGUGUCUACAAUAUGAAUACACACAUGUAGAUGUGUGUGUGUGUGCAAACAUACCUAAGUAAGGAACUGGAGGUUACAUCUCCAAUAAUAAUGUCGGGUGAUGAGGAUUUCUUUUGGAAAGUAUAUACAUUUUUUUUUUUUUUUAAAGUUUUUAUAUAAAAUGUAAAGCUAUAACAAAUUGCAUUUUAUUAAGAAAAAAACUUGAAGGUUUGCACUUAGAUAAACAAAACUAGUUGUAGAUAAGUAGUGGAAGAAAACGUUUCUUUGAAUGCUGGUGGGUUUGUGUGGUCGACUUAAAGCCUGCACAAUUUUUAUUGCUUACAGAGAUGCAUAAAAAGGCCAUGUUUUUACUUUGUUCCAUGAAACUUUUUUACUUUGAAGAAUGUAUGCAAUGUGUGCCCAUGUCAGAUGUAUAUGAGUGAUUGGUAGCCAAUGAAUGUGUAUAUUUUGUACAUGGAAUCUCUAAGCGAGAGUGGAGAGGGCUCUUUUCAACCAAUCUUUCACCAGCUCCUCAUCCCCUAAAUGACUUCAUGAAGGUCUUUUGCUUUGGUGUCCAGUUACCCGACUGGCCGUCUGUGUUUUUGUCAUUGGUGCAUUGCUGCCCUCAUUCUCCAUGGUGAGUCACGACGGUCCAUGGGCUCUGAUUCGCUGAUACAACUGUGAAAACAGAUCUUAUGAUUCAAGGCAGAUUUCCGAGGUGUAUUUUACUGCAGUUAAGUCACUCUCUCUCGUUUAAAGAACCAUAAAGUUCUGUUUAAUCAUUCUCUUCCUUGUGGUUAUGAGAGUUGGUAAGACCAGAGAAGUCCCUUGCAUUUUCCAAGGGGAUCUAUUUGCCUUUAACGACAUGUCAGUGUUGAGGUCUUGCUUUCCUGCUUCCAGGCAGUUUUGCAGACGAUUGCCACUGCGUAUGUUAACCCUAGUAUUGAUAGCUAGAGUCCUGUCUUUUUUUUGCUUCUUGAAUAGAAUGUCAGUUUUUAAACAAAGUGAAAGUAUUUGGACUUGAUAUGGAGCACUUUUGAUGCUGCUACACUAUUGUAUUUUUAUAUUGUUUUAUUCUUUUUUGCCUCUAUAUGGUAAUUAUUUUUACUUAUAAAAAAAAAAAAUAUGGGUGUGGAAAUGAAUGUAUUCCAAAAAACUGAAAUGUACAACAGUGCAUUGAGAUGAAGCCAGACUUUAAACAAAUCUUUUGGAGCUAAUGAGUAGAGUUGUGCUGAAGAAGUAUUAGAAUCCCAGAAGAUGAGCAACUGUAAAUGAAACCAAGGUGGACGCGGCUGAACACUGCCUUCUCUUACUGCUCUCUGAGAAACACAUCCUAAUAAGAUGAAGACAUCUGUCCACCGCCAUGUUGUCGUCCUCGAUACAACACACACGGGGAACUAGCAUGGGAAAUGUAGCAGUAGUGUUUUUUUUUUUUUUUUUUAAGAGAUUGGUCUCCUUUUAUCUUAGAAUGUCUGGGUUGUUACUAUUCAUGAAUGGGCUCUUGCUUUUCCUCAUUGCCUAAAUCUUGUGACAAUUUAGUUUUUGAAGAUGUGAGCAGAGGAAUGAUCGGUACGUCAUCAGCAAACUGAAACGGUCUUCGCUUUAACCGGUCUGGAUUAUAUUUUUAAUGGAAAAAGCCCCCCCCCCCCCCCCCAAGGAGAAUGGAUAUUAUUUUUGGGGAGCUGUGAUAAUGUAAUAUGUGGCUAUCAUUUGAUGCCAUGGGUUGGAGUGAGAUGGAGAGAACCUGAGAUGGGCAGAGAGGAGUCAAAAAUCAGACUCCUUUCGCGCUCUCUCCUUGUACCUCCAACAGAGACUUGUUCAUCAGGCCGGCCUCCUGCGUCCUUGCCCUAGCUGAUUUCCCCCCCCCCCCCCCCCUUUUUACAAAAUGCUGUGCUACGUGUCUCAUGGGGUCUGGCAUGCUGGGAUCAUGUGACUGGAGGCCUCCUGAUGUUAAAUGGACUUCUAACGAGAAUUAUUGAAUGUUCUAGAAAAUAAACUACUAAAAUGGGGAGACAUUUUUUUUACACAGGCCUACAAUUGGAUCCAUUGAAAUCCAAAACUACUGGACAAUGGACUCAUUGGUACGGGUGGGGUCAGUCGUGAAGCUUGUUCAUCUUGUGCUUUUGUUGGGUCUAGUUGAACAUUUAUCAAAUCACAGAGCCGAGUGUUGGGAGAUGGACAGGUUUGUUGACUGAGUAUGCCCCGUCUCGUUGUAUUUACUCUCUCUUACUGGACAGUAUUCCUCAAGGAUUGCCUUUCCCUCGGCAUUCGCCACAAGAAAAGACAACAUUGAGGACGACCUUGACACAGAAGAUCAGAUUCUUCAGUGUUGCAGAACGAUGCUGCGCUGACCACCAGAGAUUCACAGAAGGCAAGUUAACGAGUGUUGUUUCUGCAGGAUACCUCAUGGACACCACCACCUCAUUGCUCUGUCCAUGUAGCGGCCUCUCUGCUGGACGACUGUCUGCGGUGUAUUGGCGGCCGAGGCCUGUGUGCUCUCAUACCCUGUUGGACUGGAUCACAGCUGGACAUGGGAUGGUCUCAGAGGGGAGCAGACGGUAGAGGAGAGCCUCCCAGAAACCAGCUUUGUCCCAGUCCUGGGCUGAGGGUGAGAUGGAACCCAGCUGACUACGGUCUCAACCAGGAGUUAACACACACCUUGUGAACAUGGACUCAAAAUGACUGAACAUAUACAACUAUGCUCAUGGCCUGUUACUCACACACACACACACACAUCUGGUUGGCAAGUUUCAACUCCUGGAUAUAAAUAGUCAAUGAUUAAUUCCUCUUUACUCAUUUUUGUUUGGUUAUUUGAAACUUUUUUUGGUUUUACUUGCCUUAAAUGUACAGAAUUAAAUUGCCCAUGUGUGAUGUCCCCUUCCCCACCAUCCCUAAGUAAUGCUUGACCUGGUGAAGUGUAUCUAAGGAUUUCUGGCGUUGGGUUGUUUUGGGACAAAAUUUGCCCUUCUGAGCAGUAAAAUUGCAGUAAUUGGGAUUAAAGUGAGUGCUGUAAAAAUGUAAAUAUAAUGUUAAAGCUAUUAGAGGAAUGUCUCUCAUGCAGAAUUGGUUCAUUAGUUUUGGGGGAAAUGUUAUGGGAUUUGACUCUUCUGCUACUCUACCACAGCAGCAUUUGAGAUGGGGGGGGUUGUGUAUAUAGUUUUCCUUUUGAAUAGACGUGUUACAGAAUAAAUAAACUGUGUGGAAUGCAAUAU